CAAAAAGGAUAUGACCUUGGGAAUUUCUGUAUCCUCAUUAGACAGACGGGGAAACACUUCCCCUGUCCUGAAAACAUCCGCUGAUAGUUUCCCCCCUCUCUCACAUCAGGAUCAUUGGCCCGACAUCAUGCUCUCAGCACAGUUUUGCACAUUUGUCUGCAAAAACUGUCACCAGAAGCACCAAAGCAGGCUGCGUUUAUGUAAAAAAGACACAUUAUAGACUAUUUAUUAUUUUGACCCUGAUAGAAAAGCUGCUCCCCACAGUUCCUGCUCAUUGUUCCCUUAACACCGUUUCCUCUGGGAAAUUUUCAGCCUUGGGACUGGGAACUGGACGAGGAUAAUUACUGGAAGCCCUGCACGGGGGCAGGGACUGUGCUGGCUGUAAAUGGCCCUUUUCUUUCGGCCUGAUUGGGCUUGGACCACUCCCCCUCGUUGCUCCUCCAUUGGUCCGAGCCCACAUCAAUCUGGUGAUUUCCAAGUGCCUCUCAAGUUUGAAACUUUUUUUUACGAGUGGGAGGACUCGAGUUACAACAAACUGUGGUAACUGAUCGCGCAGCAGCCGAGGGAAGAAAACACGCGUUCAAUAAUUUACACAUCUGUGCCGAGUCCACGGUUACAGAACAAAAACUGAAUUAAACAGCAGCGAGGACGGGACGUUUCACAGCCCACACGCAGCAAAACAAGUGGAAGAAAACCUAAAUAUGCUGUGAAGUGACUUUAUCGCCUCUGCCAGGAUGAAGACUUGAGACAUUUCGCUCACAGUACUAACUUGCUGUCAUCUGGCUGGCUGACCGCUCCUGUGUCCCCGUGAAGCUGAGAGUAAGACUUGACCAUGGACUCCUUCAGCACCAAGAGCCUGGCCCUGCAGGCGCAGAAGAAGCUGAUGAGCAAGAUGGCCACCAAGAGCGUGGCCAACCUCUUCAUUGACGACACCAGCAGCGAAGUGCUGGACGAGCUGUACCGCGUCACCAAGGAGUACACCCGCAACCGCAAAGAGUCCCAGAAGAUCAUCAAGAACUUGAUCAAGAUGGUGGUGAAGCUGGGAGUGCUCUACAGAAACAACCAGUUCAACAGUGAGGAGCUGAUGCUGGUGGAGAACUUCAGGAAGAAGGUCCACACUCUGGCCAUGACGGCGGUCAGUUUCCACCAGAUCGAGUUCACCUUUGACCGCCGCGUCAUGAGCGCCAUUUUGAAUGAUUGCCGCGACCUGCUGCACCAGGCCAUCAGGCGCCACCUGACAGCCAAGAGCCACUCGCGAGUCAACCACGUCUUCAAUCACUUCGCCGACUGUGACUUCCUGGCGACUCUGUACGGGCCCUCGGAGGUUUAUCGCGGCCACCUGCAGAGGAUCUGUAACGGGAUCAAUAAGAUGCUCGACGAAGGCAACCUCUGACCUCUGCCUCGGCGUUAGGCUCGUUUACCUCGACUCACCCCCGCCCCCCAUGAAGCAUUUCUUCUUUUUUUGAGACGACGAUCAUGAACAAUUUUAUUUUUCCUUUGUUUGUUUGUGUUUGCGUUUACUGUAACAUCGAAAUUUGCUCGGCAACUUUGUCCAAAGUAUAUUUCUUUUUCCAGCCUUCCUUUUUAAUGAAUGUAAAACUUCAUGCUCUUAUCUCUAUAGCCUUGACAACUGUGCCUUAAAUAGCAUAUUUUAUCUUCGUUCCAAGGGCUCGCUUUCUCUCUGUCGCUUCAAAAAGGCAAGAAACCAGGCACAGGCCUCCAGCUGUAUCUGUUAAAUGGACAAAAGUGGGUCUGGGAGCACAACGAGGAGAAGAAGAAAGUGAAUUUUCAAGGACAAGAAGAAGUUUUACUGUCUGUUUGCUUUUUCCUGAAAGUAGUGUUGCACUCGAUCCCAAACAAGCGCUGUACUGUAGUGAAACCAUGUGAACGACAGCAGUAAUCCUGCUCAGCCAGCAUUUUGCGGCUCUCGCCAUCAUGCACUGAACUCUGCUUUGUAGAGGAGCGUGGCUUUUUGUUUUGGAGCCACUUAUAAGCCCACAUUUGCUUCCAAUAGCCUGGUUUAUAGCCACCACAACAAAGGCAAAGUAUUUGGGUCAUGGGGGGGAUAUAAACUCGAAGGAAUUUGAGCGUGCUGUGUGUUGUUGAUUGCCUCUGCGCCGACUCAAAUGUCUCGCCGCCUGGACGCUCAUCUAGCCUGAAAAAUCGUGGUGAGGGCGGUGCACAAUGUGGCACCAGGUGCAAAGAUUGCUCUGGCAUUUUGUCAGAAGGGAAUUGAGCGCCAACUCGGUCGAACUGCUCGCCAUAAUGGAUGCCGGUAGUCCGGGGUCAGCUGUGUUUCAGGUUAGGGAGCCUCACGUUUAUCCUUAAAAGCACUAAAACUCCAGUUCAAAUUCUGACUGAUCCCAACUAAAAAGACUCCCCGUGAGCAGGCAGAUGAAAGGCCGGGCGAAAAACCGCAGCGCCGUGUCUGUGAAGAGCACCGGGCAGAGCGCGGAGAUUAGAGCAGAGACAAACACAGCACCUGAUUGUGCUCUCCCACUGCAAUUAUAGCUCCCCGCUCCGAGGUGGCAUAAUGGCUGGGAGCCGGCCUCCGUCGAGCAGCCACUCCAUUUCACCACACGGCAGCCUCGUGUGAUGAGAUGGGGAUAACAUCUCUGUCUGCGCGAUACCAGUCCUUCUAAUGGAGUGAAAGUGAUGUUGUUUCUUCCUUACAAAGGAGUAUAUGAGUAGUUACUACUACCCCUCUCCAACCUUGCAUAAUGGGCAUCUUUCCUUUUUUUGUCUGUGUGUUUUUGUAUCACUGAGCCUGUCUGGGAGAUUGUUUUGUGCUGCGGCCUCAUUUUGUAUUCUGCGUGUGUGUGUGUGUGUGUGUGUGUGUGUACCUGUGAGAGAAUUGGAAAUUGAGCCGUGUAAUAAGCGCUGUGCAUUCCCAGAUAGGAUUGCUGAAACUUUAACUUCUUCUGCAGCAGCUCUGCCAAAGAGAGAGAAAAGAAGGGACUGGUGUUACUUAAAAAGCACUUUUUUUUUCUUUUUUUUUCCCCCGGAACAACACUUCAGAAAACGGUGUGCACUUGAUCGUUCUAACCCAUUAUUGGUGAAAAUGAAGGCCGAGGUGGCGGCUGUUGUCAUUUUAGUUCUUUGCCGGUUUAAUUGUUAGACGACUUCUCAUUUGUUAGAUUCAUUUAAGCCCAACGUCAUCAUUUUUGGAAGGCUUUGAAGUAAAUCCUUUAAUUGUCUUUAAAUGCCAUUUUCUCCAAUCCCUCCUCAUCUCAGGGCGAGUUUAAAUCUCACUCAUUCUGAAAUCCACCAAAAAGCAGCACGAGCCCCUCGAAACCGUCGCACUUAUUUUACUCAAACGUGCUUUUCUUGUUGCAUUUUUACUCUUGUGACUGUGGUGAGUGUUUUUAUUUUCACUCGUGUACAUAGGAUUGUGUUUGUGCGUGUCUCUGUAUCCGGACACAACAAAUUUAAUACAAAAGCUUUUU
Molecule: messenger RNA, 3446 nt
Organism: Oreochromis niloticus (Nile tilapia)
Lineage: Eukaryota; Metazoa; Chordata; Actinopteri; Cichliformes; Cichlidae
Gene: tnfaip8l1
Product: tumor necrosis factor, alpha-induced protein 8-like 1
Exons: 3
Coding region: 833-1393 (186 amino acids)
Biological process (GO): regulation of apoptotic process
Cellular component (GO): cytoplasm
Source: RefSeq, a predicted model, not a curated record